Messenger RNA from Electrophorus electricus (electric eel), 2746 nucleotides. RefSeq names its product vestigial-like family member 2a (gene vgll2a). Gene Ontology annotation, biological process: regulation of DNA-templated transcription. NCBI's taxonomy places the organism in Eukaryota, Metazoa, Chordata, Actinopteri, Gymnotiformes, Gymnotidae. Gene Ontology annotation, cellular component: nucleus. The record is from RefSeq and is a predicted model, not a curated record.
UUUGAGGGAACCGGACAUACACUCAAAGUGACGCUCGGAUAGUGACUUUUAUCUGCGCAGUGCAAGCUUUCUUUUCUUUCCCACAAGAACUGGCGCUUUUAUCUCAAAUGAAGCAUCCUUUAAUUGUGUUAUUAUACGUGAUAUAGGCUCAGCUACAGCUUGCUUUCGCCAUGAGCUGCUUGGAUGUAAUGUAUCAAGUGUACCCUCCACCUCAGUCGUACUUCGCCGCAACUUACAGCCCGUAUCAUCAGAAAUUGGCAUUUUAUUCAAAAAUGCAAGAAGCGCAAGAAACUAUCAGCGCAGGCAGUUCGUUCUCCAACCUGUCCGCGCCAACAAUAAAGGAAGAAGACUGUGCGCGGGAGAAAGACCAUCCGCCCGAGGCCGAAUACAUCAACUCGAGAUGUGUUCUCUUCACCUACUUUCAGGGAGACAUCAGUUCGGUAGUGGACGAACAUUUCAGUCGGGCUCUGAGCCAAGCCAGCAACUACGCGCCUAGUCCUGCCAGCAACAAGUCUGCACGAAGUGCAUCUUCCUGGAAAGAUGGAUCAUUCCCAAUGAGUCAGCGAAGCUUUCCUCCCUCAUUCUGGAACAGUGCAUAUCAGCCAUCAGUCACUGCGUCUCUGAGCAGCGCUCUCGGGGCAUCUCAUGCCGAGCUUCCUUUCCCAGCCGACCCCUAUUCCACAGCCUCUCUGCACGGCCAUCUCCACCAGGCCACAACGGAGCCCUGGCACCCAACCCACCCCCAUCACCACCCUCCGUACUCGCUCGGGGGUGCCAUUGGCACGCAGGGUUCCACUUACCCCCGGCCCUCCGUGCACGACAUGUAUGGGACACACUUUGACCCACGCUAUGGAUCCCUGCUGGUACCCUCAGUGCGGCCACACAGGCUUCCCCCCACCACAGUGCCCGUUCCUGGACCCUCGCCCUGUGACAUUGGCAAGAGUGAGCCAGCCAGCUCUUCCUGGACUGGAGCCUUCCCAGGGACAGGCUCCGAUAUGGGCCAGGGCCUCGGCCUGAACGUAGACGCAGGUCUGCAGAGCCAGGAUAAGAGCAAGGACUUAUACUGGUUUUAGAGGCCCACUGCCUCUCCACCCUCCGCUGACCUCUGUCUCUCUCUGCCUUGUAGGCGGCCGCAGGCUUUUCCGUAACAGAUUCUGAUCUCACUUGCAGCUCGGCGCUACGCACUCUGCAGUGGGAGCAUCCUGAGUUGAAAUCGUCCUGCCGUGGAUAACUGCCCCCCCUACCCCGCAGGCCCCCAGAGAGUCCUGUACCAAGACCCUCUAAGCUAACGCGGAGGGGAAACAGGGCCCAGUGACACUAGUGGAACAGCCAUCCAGAAAUACACGGUGGUGUGACCGGCAGCUGUUCUCUCACUCACUCGCUGUCUCUCAGUCUCUCUCUCCUUCACACCAGCCUCAAAGCUCUCAGCCCCUCCUGAGCAAACUCAUGUCCAAAAGGAAACAAAAUGAACAAGCACUUCUUUUGAGGACGCAUGAGCGCCAAACUACAGAAGUGAGUGGAUGUCCUUCACAAGAGGAACCAUGAGUGAGAGCGGAAUCAGUAUUAUUGCAGGUUUCUUUUUUAUUAGAAAUUAGAGACUGAUGAGAGAGCAGCAUUCCCCUAUCCUGACAGAAGAGACCAGAGGCUAUUUGAAGCCACUUGACUCUAUAUUGCUCUCGACAGCUGUCAUCGACAACUGUUUUGCAACUCAGCAGACACACACACACACAAUGGCAGUGCCGCUGUCCACUGUUUGACCAAGCAAGGGAUUUCAUAAAAGGAGUAUUUUGUCAAAUCCAAACCCCCACUCACACAGGGAACAACUGGUUCAGUUUUUCUGAUUUGAGAAUGGGGGGGAUGGGAGGACGUGCCAGCAGAUGGACACACACCACCCAUUUCAACCGAAUGUGUCUCUGUAUAUACUGACUGUGUCCAAAUGUGACUAGUGCGAUAAGUCAGCUCAUUCAUUAUGAGUAACUGUGAACACAUGGCCAUGAAGGUCAUGAUCUUUUAAUGUAGGUUCUUGUUGACUUUCAAUCACCACUUGUUCAGUGUGAUGGAUUCUAAAGUUUUAUUUGAAUACAUUAAUAUAUUGCCUUGUAAAGUAUUUUUUCCUUGGUACUGCAUUAAGGAAAGUUAAGUGUUAUAUGUUUUAUCUGUGCUAUGUUUCUUCAUCCUAAAGGAAUGGAACAGUGUGAUUAAAUCUGCAAGUACACGUAAUUAUGCUGAAGCCUUUCAAUAUCUUGCAUUUACAAAGGCCUUCCUUCAGCAUCUGAAUAGAAUUGAGAAUCUUGACGCUUUUCAUAGUGAAUUCAUCUCGUAUGUUAUUUUCAUAUACUGAUAGCACUUAAAGAACGUGAAUCAAGCACCUGCUCUGACAGAGUUGGACGUAUAUUCGUCUGUACACAGUCGCCUCUACGUGUGGCAAGGACAUGAACACAUAUCCAAAUAUCUAUAUAAGCGCAAUCGAAUCCAUACGCGCUAUGUGCAAAAGGAUUUGGGUGUGAUUAUUAAUUAGUGUUACUUGUUACAUGUUGUUACACUGACUCAAAAAUUGUGUCAUAAAAAAAACAACCGUAUUUUACUUUAUUCGGCGUUCUCUCCACGUACUUUCCAAAACGCCAGUUCCAAGAUGUCAGUAUUGUAGCGCAGCAGUCUUUGUGUGCAUACGUAAAUAUGGCUCAGUGAUUCCAGCCUUCCACUCCUUGAAGGAGCUCCUCAAGUAAAUAAUUACCCUUCGCCUUUA